AACUUCCGCGGGGCGGUGGGGCCGCCAUGGCGGCAAAAAGUCCUUCUGAUAGUACUCCAAGAAGGCCUGUUUUAUCUGUCAGUGCAAGAAAAAUUAAAGAUAAUGCAGCAGACUGGCAUAAUUUAAUGAUGAAAUGGGAGAGACUGAAUGAUUGUGGAUUCACUACAGCAAACAAAAUAGUCAACAUGAGGAUCAGUGAACAAUUUCAAGGCAACAAACUGGAGAUAGUAUGUGAUAACAAUGCCACAGAACCUGAAAAACCAACCCCAAAAUACAAUGAAGAGCUGGACAAUUGCUGUGCAGAAUUACUUGAGACUUUGAAGCAUAUGACAAAAAUACAACUGAAAAUGGAAAAGCUUACUUCSACUACUAAAGCAAUCUGUGACUUGGAAACAUUCCAUCAUGGAGCUGGGAAUUGCACAGCACCCUUCUUUCAUACAUGGCCCACACCAUACUUCUAUGAGGUUUCUCUGAAGCUCUCUGAAAUGUACAAGAAGGAAUUACAACUCAAGCAAACAAUUGUACAAGGCAUUGCUCAUUCUGCUGACCAGGAUCUGAUGAUGGUGUAUUUAUCAUCAUGGUUGUACCAGCCGUACAUUGAGAACAGCAGCACACUGCUCCUCGAAGCCAUGCUGCUGGAAACAGGACACAGGCAGUGCUAGAAUUCCAAAUGUUACAUGGCUGGCUUCUAGUGAUGCUUACAUGAAACUGAAUUGGCAAAUUGCAAGGCUUACCAAAUGUAAUUAUUAGACAGUCGGUACAAAAGAGUAUCAUGAAGAAUUGCUCACUGCAAUCAAAUAUUUUGAAAGAUCAGCAGAACUCUGCUUUGUAUGCUACCUUCACUUACAAGGUAGGUCUGUAUCUUUUGGCAAUUACCACCUCCUAAAAAAGGAAAAAAAACCCAAAACAUAUAGUAACUCAUUAAUAACUCAUUAAUUUACAGUACCUUUCACAAUGACACACAAAAGGCAAUGUUUUGGCUAAUCUAAUUCACCUUCCACUUAGGCAACCAAAGGAAAAAAAAACUCAAACAAAAAACCCUAAUCCAACUAUGUUUAAACGGACAUAGUAGAGCAGUUUAUUUGAUCUGUGAAUUGUCUUCUUUUGCUUAGAUUUGAUUUUAGUGUUUUUCUUCAGUAACAAUACUGUGAAGAAAAUAAAGAGUUCAUACUUAAGAGCUGUUCUUCUAUCCUUGGCAGAUUAUCCCAGUAGUUCCAUCUAUUCAGCAAUGAGUGAAACACAUUUUAAAKAUACGUUACCACUUUUCAGUAAUGUCUAUUCAUUUAAUGCUGUUCUUCACUUGUUAAAACUUCUUGAAAGGACAGUGUCUAGAACAAGAUGCUGCUAGGUCUCCACAAAAAUAUAAUAUGAGCCAAGGAUCAUACUGAAAGUAUGACAAAAAUUCAAGUAGUUUACCAAGUUUUGUCCCUGCCUAGAGAAACAGUCCCUUUGUAUUAUGAUUAAACAGUACAAGGUAGUGUGGAGUUACUAAGAAGGUCAAAGUGUAGAACUGAUAAAGGAUGCAUUAUCUGAAAGAAAAACAAAGURUAAUAUCACUCUAACAGAAAUAGGUCAUGACAGACUAAAGCAGAAAAAGAAUUCGGUACCUCAUUAAGAAAAAUUAGAUCACUACUCAUGCACUUUCCCAUUUAUGUCUAAGUAACAGAGUUUUUAAAGGUG
Malurus melanocephalus (red-backed fairy wren) is the source of this 1680-nucleotide messenger RNA. It is a transcript of the gene CINP, whose product is annotated as cyclin dependent kinase 2 interacting protein. NCBI's taxonomy places the organism in Eukaryota, Metazoa, Chordata, Aves, Passeriformes, Maluridae. Bases 27 to 662 code for a protein of 211 amino acids. The transcript is spliced from 6 exons. The record is from RefSeq and is a predicted model, not a curated record.